AAAAGACUGUGUUGAAACUGUCUACACCGCUGUGUGGAUUAUACAGACAUGAGCCCUGAAGUCUUCUUCUCUCGGAUUCUCCUACUUCUGCAUCUUGACAGUUGCAGCAUCUAUUUUUAGGGAACUGUAUGCCACAGAUUUUUUAACUCCUGCUGAGACUCUAGUCUGCGGUCGAGGAGAAUAAAGACAGUGGCGCUGCAAGUGAAUGCCUUCUGUUUGCAGUCUGUGUGCAAAUCUGGUUUUUGAAACAAUGCAUGCCCAUCGUUGCCUUGUCCUCUCGGCGGUGAUCAUCACGUGUUACCUUAUGACGGGACUGUACAAUUGCGUGGCCUGCCAGAAGAAGAAGUCCUGCCAUGUGCAAGACGGUAGAGCUGACUGCAGUCAUCUCAGCCUCAGUGCGGUCCCCCCAAACCUUCCCAGCAACCUCACUAGCUUGGACCUGUCUCACAACAGAUUGCUGGGGAUUCCCCCUGAGUCACUAACCCCAUACCCAGGCCUCCUCCACCUUGAUGUCGGUUUCAACAGUAUCACCAAGCUGGAUGGGGGUUUGUGCCAGACACUACCUCUGCUGCAGACAUUAAAUAUAGAGCACAAUGAAGUGCAUUUUCUCAAGAAGGAGGAUGUGAGCCAUUGCACUAAUCUAACAAGGUUGAAUAUGGCUAGGAAUAGGCUAAAACUACAAGGAGAGCCCUUCUCUGCACUACAGAGCCUGAAGUUUCUUGAUGUUUCCGCAAACAAUUUGCAAUCAGCCAAGCUCAGCUCACAGCCUGUGCUGCCCAGCCUGGUGAACCUCAACUUGGCAUUCAAUAACUUCACCACUCUGAAGAAAGAUGACUUUUCCUUCCUUAACCAUUCAUCUUUUCUACAGACCCUCAACCUAUCAUCUGUGUCUCUAAAAACAUUGGAGCCUGGUUGCUUUAAGCCCAUUUCAGGACUACACACUUUAAUCAUGGAUGAGAGCAAAAUGGGCACUCUGAUUAUUGCUAAACUCUGCUUAGAGCUGUCAGGGACAGCCAUUGAUACCCUGUCUCUUCGGGAAAUGAAGCUGGUCACACUCACAAACAAAACAUUUUCAGGGCUACAAAAAACAUCUCUAACCUACCUGGAUCUGUCCCAUAAUGGCAUGGGCAAAAUUGAACCAGGCUCAUUUCAGUGGCUGCCCAGACUUCAGACUCUAAUUUUGUCGUACAACAACAUCAAGCAUGUGACCAAGGAGACAUUUCAGGGGCUCAAUAGUUUGAAAAAACUCAAAUUGACAAAAGCUCUGGUGAAAAGUCAUACCUCCUCCACCCCGAUUAUUGAUGAUUUCUCCUUCCAGCCAUUAAGUGCCCUUGAGAGUUUGAUAUUACAGAGUACUGCAGUUCAGAAACUCACAGAGCACACAUUUACAGGCUUGACAAGUCUUAAAGAACUUGAUAUGAGUUGGAGUAGUUAUACCUCGCUUAGAAAUAUCAGCAACAAGACCUUAGUCUCACUAGCUGGAUCACCUCUCACAAAGCUAAAUCUGACAGGAACAGCCAUAACAAACAUUAAUCCUGGAGCCUUCUCUGUUUUCAGUAAUCUCACUACUCUUGUUCUAGAUCACAACUUUAUUAAACAAAAUCUCACUGGCAAAGAGUUUGAAGGCCUGAGCCAAGUUCAAGAGAUUCACAUGUCCUAUAAUCGCAUGAUCAAUCUGAGCUCCACGUCGUUUGUUAAUGUUCCCAGUCUUAAGGUUCUGACUUUGGGAAAAAGUCUUGCAGCCAAAGCCUUGAACCCGGAGCUCUCUCCAUUCAGUCGCCUGUCCAACCUCACCAUACUGGAUCUCAGCAACAACAACAUUGGUAACAUCCGAGAAAAUAUGUUGGAGGGGGUUGUGAACCUAAAGGUGCUAAAGCUCCAACACAAUAACUUAGCCCGUUUGUGGAAGAGCGCCAACCUAGGUGGGCCAGUGUUGUUUCUCAAAUGGGUACGGAACCUGAAAACCUUACUGAUGGAUAGUAACGGGCUGGAUGAGAUCCCAGCAGAUGCUCUGAGAGGGCUGAGUGACCUCCGUGAACUAAGCCUGGGCAGCAAUCUCCUCAAUAGUCUUAAGGACUCAAUUUUUGAUGAUCUCAACUCACUGCAGCUUUUAUUUUUACAGAAGAAUCUGAUCACAACUGUGAGACCCGAAGUGUUUAAAACACCUAUGAGCAACCUCAGCCUGCUUCUCAUGGGCAAAAAUCCAUUUGACUGCACAUGUGAGAGCAUCCUGUGGUUCGUGACAUGGUUGAAUAACACAAAUAUGACCAAUGUGCCAGGUCUCAGGGACGAGUAUACGUGCAACACUCCACUAGCUUACUUUAACCGCUCUAUCAUGGAUUUUGACACCCUCUCUUGCAAAGAUAUGACCCCAUUUCGGGCUCUUUACAUACUGAGCAGCAGUACUGUCAUCAUGCUGAUGGUAACUGCACUUCUGGUGCGGUUCCACGGCUGGAGGAUUCAGUUUUAUUGGAACAUAUUGAUCAAUCGCACAUUAGGGCUUAGUGAUGCCGGAGUUGAGGAGGGUAGGGAAUUUGAGUAUGAUGCUUACGUCAUACAUGCAGAGAAAGAUGCCAGCUGGGUGGAGAGAAGGAUAGUCCCCUUGGAGAAUGACAACUGCAGGUUUUGUUUGGAUGAUCGAGAUUCAAUCCCUGGCAUGUCACAGCUUGAAUCCAUUGUGGAUAAUAUGAGAAAGUCUCGGAAAAUCUUGUUUGUCGUCACUGAAACUCUUCUCAGAGAUCCCUGGUGUAGACGAUUUAAAGCCUACCACGCACUUCACCAGGUCAUUGAAGCCAGCAGGGACUCUGUGGUUCUAGUCUUCCUGCAGGAUGUUCACGACUACAAGUUAUCUCGCUCACUCUUCCUCCGCAGGGGCAUGUUGCGUCCAUGCUGCAUCCUGGACUGGCCUGUCCACAAGGAGAGGGUACCGGCCUUUCACCAGAAGCUCCUCAUAGCACUUGGGAUGACUAAUCGAUUGCAGGAGUGAAAGUAUUCCACUGGUAGUAAUGGGAAGUUCUUAUUAUAAUAUUAAUUACCAAUGUUUGUUCAGUUAUUGCUAAUUGCUACCAACUGUCGAUUGUUUUGCCCUCUGUGUAAAUAUUGUGCUUAUCCGACUAUGCACUGUAAACUGUACAAACCUUAUUGUAUUUCCAUUACAUUGCAGCUUUAUAUAAACAGAAAAUCAAACAAAACAA
Molecule: messenger RNA, 3194 nt
Organism: Dicentrarchus labrax (European seabass)
Lineage: Eukaryota; Metazoa; Chordata; Actinopteri; Moronidae
Gene: tlr3
Product: toll-like receptor 3
Exons: 6
Coding region: 206-2986 (926 amino acids)
Biological process (GO): immune response; inflammatory response; toll-like receptor signaling pathway
Cellular component (GO): membrane
Molecular function (GO): protein binding; transmembrane signaling receptor activity
Source: RefSeq, a predicted model, not a curated record